GCCCAGCUGAUUCGCUUGUCAACAAAUUUUGGGGGAAAACAAACACGCCGGCUUUGCUUAAAGCUCCUUCGCGCACACACACACACACACAUACGUAAGUGUAUUGGCAAUGGUCUACGUCGAUGUGGAAUACUGCGGCGUCUGCAAUUUUAAAGCACAAUGCCAAAUGCUGCGCGAGUUCUUGCUCGAGAAUGCGCCCGAGGUGGACGUGGUGUGCCAUCAGGGCCGACGGGGCUCGUUUGAAGUGAAAAUCGACGAGCAGUUGGUGCACUCGAAGCUCAAAUCUUUGGCGUUUCCCCAGCACGCCAGCGUUCUGGAGCAGGUGCAGCGGGCACAGCGUGGCGAGCCCAUCCAGCAGGUUCAGGAGGCUGCCAUCAAAGACUGCUGCGUUAUGUAACCCACACAAUAGAAAUUAGUUUAAUAGAAAGGCUAUGCAUCUAUGUA
This is a messenger RNA of Scaptodrosophila lebanonensis, 444 nucleotides long. Its product is annotated as migration and invasion enhancer 1. Bases 110 to 397 code for a protein of 95 amino acids. The transcript has 2 exons. Gene Ontology annotation, biological process: positive regulation of filopodium assembly; negative regulation of apoptotic process. Lineage: Eukaryota; Metazoa; Arthropoda; Insecta; Diptera; Drosophilidae. The record is from RefSeq and is a predicted model, not a curated record.